Molecule: messenger RNA, 3739 nt
Organism: Amoebophrya sp. A120
Lineage: Eukaryota; Dinophyceae; Syndiniales; Amoebophryaceae
Source: the annotation of a GenBank genome assembly
AUGUGUUCGCCCGACGCUCACAGAUCUCGCGCCGGCCCCCCGGUGCGGGCUUUUAUUUUCCCGACGAAGGAAGAUCGCCGGAGCUGGAGGAUGGACGUGUCACUUCGUGUGCACGGGCUGCGUGCGAGAACUGCUGCUACGGCCCACUCACUUGUUGCAACCUCAAUAGCUACUAUGGAGGCUCCUGGAGCCUGUCUUGUAUCUCUAUGAUGACAUGAGAAACAGAAACCUAGAGAGUUUUUCGUUUUCGCAGAAUAAGGCGGUUUAUUUCGGGGGCGUUCCAGAACUUGUAAUGCGCAUUUCUGUCGUGGUCGGGAACGGGAAAGGGAUUGGGCAGAUUAAGUAUGCAACUGAUCCAUGACCGUGACAAUUCUUUGUUUCAGUAGUAGCAGUUGAGCUUGUAAGAUGUAUGGGCACUAUAACAGCUGCCACGGCGAUCAUGUAUUACUUUAUUUUCAUCGCCACCGGUCUCGACCUCGCGUUUUCCCGAUUAUUUGCCGUGCCGGCCGCGACUGAAAGCGCAGUCGUGUACGCCGCUGCUGCGGGCGGGCAGGGACAGCACGCUGUGAAACGUGCCAGGGAAAAAAACGGAACCAGUACUAUCGGGGGGAAAAAAUCGAACGCCGGGCGUCCAUCUUCGACAAGUGACAUGGAAGAUGAAGAUGCAGCACGAACGGGCACCAUGUCAGGAGACGCAAAAGCCUUCGCGGGUAUGCGGACGGAGGGAGAGGAAGAUUUAUCGGCAGACAUGGACGACGUGGACGUUUUCAUACCAUGGGAGAAGCAGGCCUCGGUCGCAAGCAGUUCUUGCAGCACUAUGCUUCCGGGCUCGGUUGCUUGGUCUCGCCAGACCACACCGGGCGAGGCUGGUUCUUUUUGGUGUAAUACCACGCGGCCGGGCGAGGAGAACGAGGCUGGGUCAUCUCCAUCUGGAUCUGGGUCAUCUGCUGCCUGUGUCGGAGGUCCGGGUCAGAGCGGAGCGGCCUCUUCGAGCGGGGGCUUCCUGAGUCCUGCUGGAACGACCGCGAACCCCGCCUGCCCGCAACGAGAAUCGACAAGCAAGUUCUCGGUCGGGGACUUGGCGUCCACUGCACCCGAAGGAACUGACGACACCCCGAUGUCGCCGGACCCGGACGAGCAGACACGAGACAACAUGUGGUCCGGGCAGCCAGGGGACAACGUGUCGGCGGUGGAGUCGCAAGGAGUCAUUGCUCCGCCCACCGUCUACUCCGAUGGUCCUCGUCCUGAAGACGUUGGUCUGGUGUCCGCAAAUCCGGAAGAUAACUCCGUGACGCCCGCGUCUACUUUGUCCCUCGACCUGUCCCGCGAAACCGCAAUCCGGCUGCUGAGCAGAGGAGGCCCUUAUCAUGUGCAGCUCUCCGGUCCCUCUGCUCGACAACAGGAGUUUCUCGCUUCGUCGACGCCAAUGCAUCCUCCCAUCCGGCAACAUCACCGGCGGGAGCAGGGCGAGUCCUUGCUGGCGGUGUUGCAGCGCACUGCGAUCAGGAACCAGCCGAUCGUCGAGGCUCCGGGCGUAGCCGAUGCGCUUUUCGCGGGCGAGGCAUUGUACUCACCCUGGCAGAGAACCACAGACGCAGCCGAAAAUGACGUCCAGGAAUCGAUCGCUGCUAGCUUGGACCAGCUUUCGAUUUCUGCCCUGAGUGAUAAUGAUAUCAACACGGGGCCCCCGCGAGCUCCUGCCGACAGUGAUAUGGCCGGGGACGGCGAGGGCGGCAUUUUUCUCGGCCGGAACUCCGUGUGGAUUCCGCUUCAGGCGUCCGCCACCGUUGGUGGACAUUCGCGGGGUGCCGUGAUGGACCCGGCCGCAAGGGACGGGCAACAGCACGGGGCGCGCGAGUUGAGUCCUACCUUCCCGGCGCAGCGAAGAAGCACAACUACCAGGAGCGCCCGCAUGGUUUCAUCUUGCGGUGGCGAGAUGGAAGUGGAAGACGGGUUGCAAAAACUGCAUCAGACGUCUCGGACUCCGGAUCAGGACCGUCAGCAUUCCGCCCUGCUAUCCCAGGGGCUGCGAGGACGGGAGCGGCGGCGGGAGGGAAAAGGGGAACAACAUAUUUCAUGUGUAAGAACGUCCCCACGACCGCGAGCGCGACCCCAGAUUCAAAGUGUAAAUGGAAACUUCGCAACAGAAAGGAGCCUGAAGUUUUGGAAGUCACGCAUGACAGUUUUCUGUCUUCAGAGGUUAGAUAGUCGCGCAGCCGCACAAGAACUGCUCGAUAUUACCUUUUUAUCCUGGUGAUAGCAUGACAAAUAAUCCCAAAUAAACAGCACGACAAGCCGCCUUUCAUGUUGUGGCUGCGCAUGAGAAGAAUUUUAGGCAUGCAAACUUUAACCUGCUCCAGUGGCAUGACAGCUCUGGUGGGGUGGGAACUUAGUUUUUCUACAGAAUAGAAUCAGAUCGACGGGGGUCUACGAGCCCCUCGGGCUCCUCCUGGAACGGGCACUUGACGGACUUGUCGGAUCAGAGCGACUGGGAAACGGACACGCGGUGCAGUGCUGGGCAAGAUGAAACGAAGAGGAACCAGUUGGAUCGCAAAGAACCCUUCAUGGCUGGUGUAGCUCCUCCGGGCGGUGGACCAGCUGGCCUUGCCUCUUUUUGGUCCAUGCCCGGACGAGCCAUUCCACUGCCAGACCAGGAUCCCCCGCGUGAGGGAGACGGACAAGGGGAGGCGCAAUUCGCGCCGCGUCAGCAGGAAGGAAUGGGCGGCACAAGUAGCACCAGUAGCAUUUUUCCAGCCGGGCUCGGGCUGUAUCUGCAUCUUCGGCUGGGCGGCGCGGGGGCUACGCGCAGUGGCCGUUAUGGCAGUGCCGGAUCUUCGUUUGGAAACCAGGAGCGGGGCUCCUCUCCCACGGGUGCCUUUUCAGCGCGGAGCUCCAGUUCGAACAGCAGCCACUCGGGUGAGCAGGAAGGUAGAUUUUUGGUGAAACGACUUACAAAUGUCUACAUUGAUUUUUAAAGAAUGGAGUACUGUACAGUAGGAGUACUGCACUGGUGUCUCAAACCUCAACUAGUACAAAGAGAUCAACAGGAGACGACUUUUGGUGACACCAAGAUUAUUAUAUACCCUUCCACCGAAGGUCAUUUGCUGCAGGCGAGCAGUUCCGAACUCCAGGAGGGCCGUAUGCGCGUGCCCACUUACGAUUCUUUGCCCGACGAGUAUGGCAGCGUAAGGCUCGUCGGAAUCGACAGGGUUGGAAUGAUUUGCAACGCCUAAAGUCGACGGACAGGAAGUCAGGAAUUUUUUCAUGCGCCGACUGGGAACUGUUGACACCUGAAGCUGCAGAUCUGGGCUGACGCUGUUUGGGGCAAAGGAGUUAGUUUCCUUCUGUCAUGUUUUUCACCAGCACCCCAAGUUUAUUUCUUUUAGCAGAGCUCAAAUCCGCUCCCGCUGCAAUAGUCCCUUUUUUUGCGUCCUCGCAGUUCCAGUUUAUGCAUUGGAUAAUUUAUUUCAACUUUGUCAAAGUCAAACCCUGACACUGCUAUACAACCGAGGCCCUUACUGACGUGGGCCGGGAACAGCUCAGGGUCAUGGUGCAGGGAGACAGCAACAACGCGGCAAACUUUCCGGGGUUACGCGCCGGACCGGAACAAGCGGAACCUCCUGCGGCGACGCCAGCGCCCCGUCUUCCUACUCCGUGGCCGACGAACCAGAUGCCCCAGCAGCAGCUCUAUCGCUGGGCCGUCCCGCCAAACUUCUUCGAGUUUGGCAUUGGCGGCUGA